This is a messenger RNA of Cokeromyces recurvatus, 1155 nucleotides long. Its product is annotated as hemolysin-III related-domain-containing protein. The transcript has 5 exons. The coding region runs from base 76 to 1155 and encodes 359 amino acids. The record is from RefSeq and is a predicted model, not a curated record. Gene Ontology annotation, cellular component: membrane. NCBI's taxonomy places the organism in Eukaryota, Fungi, Mucoromycota, Mucoromycetes, Mucorales, Mucoraceae. Gene Ontology annotation, molecular function: signaling receptor activity.
UUUUAUUUUAUUUUAUUUUAAAAAGAUUAAUACUACUAUAACUGAUAUAGAUAGAUCAAACAAUAUUACAGGACGAUGAGAUCAAAGACUCAUAAGGAGCAUCAAAUGUUAAACGAUAUGAAUGCUUCAGUAUCAUCUAGUAGAUCAAUAUCGACUCAAUCAUGUAAAAAUCGCUCAAGAUCUCAAUCCAUAAAAGAGACAGUGAGCCAAAAGUUUAAAGAAAUGGAACAUGCAGAUACAACUGGAUUUAUACAAUACAUGGAUGACCAAGUUCACGACACAUGGGAUAAUGCAAAAGCAGCUAUGGUUGGAGCACAAAGAUUAUUGCAAUUUCAUGAAUUACCCAAAGAAUGGCAAGAAAAUGAAUAUAUUUUGUCUGGUUAUCGUUUUUAUCAAAGUAGUCAAGCAUGUCUUCGGUCUAUAUUUAUGUUACAUAAUGAAACGAUAAACAUAUGGAGUCAUUUAAUUGGAUUUAUAUGUAUGCUUUGUCUCAGUAUUUAUGGAUUUAAUAUUCAUUUUCCAGAUGCUACAUUGAAUGAUUGUAUUAUUUUUAUAACAUUUUGUGCUGCAGCCUUAAAAUGUUUAUUUUGCUCAUCCAUCUAUCACACAUUUAUUUGCCAUGCGCAUCAUCAAGUAAAAUCAUUUACAGCAACUUUAGAUUAUAUGGGUAUUUCAUUUCUGAUUACAGCCUCAGUUCUUGUAACAGAAUAUUAUGGAUAUUAUUGUCGUCCCAUUAUACGUACUCGAUAUAUGUUAUUUACAGCUGCUAUUGGAGCAAUAGGUGUCCUUGCACCUUUUCUUAAAAGAUGGGAUACAAAGGAGUUUAGACCUUUUCGUAUUGUUGUAUUUGUAUCUAUGGCUGUUUCUAGCGCUUUACCCGUAUUUCAUUUAGUAUAUUUAAAUGGAUUCAUGAGAACAUGGUAUUUUUUUGAGUUAGCUGCUAUCAGUGUAGCUAUGUAUAGCCUAGGAGUUAUUGUUUAUGCAAAUCGAUUUCCUGAAAAAUUUUAUCCUGGAAAAUUUGAUUUAGCAGGAUUAACAAGUCAUGCUAUAUGGCAUAUGUUUGUAUGUUUGGGUAUAUUUUUUCAUUAUUUAGCCUCUUUGCGCUUUUAUGCUAAUAGAUAUAGUUACGGUUGUAAUAUUAGACCAAGACCUUAG